Molecule: messenger RNA, 1218 nt
Organism: Sphaeramia orbicularis (orbiculate cardinalfish)
Lineage: Eukaryota; Metazoa; Chordata; Actinopteri; Kurtiformes; Apogonidae
Product: growth arrest and DNA damage-inducible protein GADD45 beta
Exons: 4
Coding region: 190-672 (160 amino acids)
Biological process (GO): regulation of cell cycle
Cellular component (GO): nucleus; cytoplasm
Source: RefSeq, a predicted model, not a curated record
UUCACGGACGCAGAUCGUUCGUUUGGACCCAGAACACGGACUAACUCUGAAUUUUCCCCCUCUGACGGAUCUGGAUCUACCUGAGACUGGACCUGCUUUUAUAUUCACUGCGGAACUACCAGGGACCUGCACGCGCUGUGGAUCUGUGUUUUUAAACUGGAUCUGGUGGAUUACCUGACUGACUUCAACAUGACUCUGGAGGAGCUAGUGGGAUCUAACACCACCGACAAGAAGAUGGAGACCGUGGCUCAGGCUCUGGAGGACCUGCUGGUCGCGGCUCAGUGUCAGGACUGUCUGACUGUGGGGGUCUACGAAUCCGCCAAACUCAUGAAUGUGGACCCGGACAGUGUGGUCCUGUGCCUCCUGGCCACAGAUGAGGAGGACGCAGAUGACAUCGCCCUGCAGAUCCACUUCACGCUCCUGCAGGCCUUCUGCUGCGACAACGACAUCAACAUCGUGCGCGUGUCCGGGAUGCGGAGGCUGGCCCAGCUCCUGGAGGAGGACACGGAGGACAGCAACGGGAACGAGCCCCGGGACCUGCACUGCAUCCUGGUCACGAAUCCCCCUGUGCAGCCUCUGCAGUGUCAGGCCCUGCAGGACGUCAGCAGCUUCUGUGAGGAGAGUCGCUGCAGGAACCAGUGGGUUCCGUCCCUGGAGCUGCAGGACCGCUGAUCCGGGCCGGGCCGAGCCGAGCCGGACCGCCUUGGGAGCGGUGAGAGUGUGGAAACAGUCCAAACAGCCGUCCUCACGAAGACGAGGACUUAACGGUGUUUGAGGAGAAGAAGGACCGGGGGAGCGCCUCCUGGAGCCGGACUGGGCCCCUGUCAGAGCCGGUACCGGACCGGUUCUUCUGUGGACGAGGAGGGUGGAGGUUCAGGUUUAGGCCCAGCACAGAGCCGGAUGGAGGUUCAGGUUCAGGCCCAGCACAGAGCGGAGGUUCUGAGCCGUCACAUGACCCAGUGACGACGGCGCCAUGAACUGUGAACUGAUGAACGAAGGAACGAACGAAUGAGGAGCUGGACGCGACGCUCCGGACUGAGCUGCAGGUGCUGCAGGACUCACAGGACCUAUCCCAUCAUUCCAUGCUGCUUGUGUUGCCAUGGAGACCACAGCUGAUGAUGGUCUGGCCUGAGCACAGUUCUGUUUUUAUCUGUGUGUGAAUUCAAUGGUCACAUGUUCAACUGUUGGUGAAUAAACUGUUGAAGGAGAACACGCUGA